Phyllopteryx taeniolatus (common seadragon) is the source of this 3394-nucleotide messenger RNA. RefSeq names its product sodium-dependent neutral amino acid transporter B(0)AT1-like. Gene Ontology annotation, cellular component: membrane. Gene Ontology annotation, biological process: sodium ion transmembrane transport. Lineage: Eukaryota; Metazoa; Chordata; Actinopteri; Syngnathiformes; Syngnathidae. The transcript is spliced from 12 exons. The record is from RefSeq and is a predicted model, not a curated record. Bases 76 to 1920 code for a protein of 614 amino acids.
GCACUAAAUGAAGGCUCAUUUCAGUGCUUCAUCUGUCAGGUGCAGAUCACUCCUCCGCUUCAGUCUGUGGACGCCAUGAGAUUGACUUUGCCCAACCCGGGACUGCAGCUGCGGAUCUCCAACCAUGAGGAACUCGACAGGAUGGAGAAAGCGGAAGCUGACAACAGGCCCAAGUGGGACAACAAAGCUCAGUACAUCCUGACAUGCGUGGGCUUUUGCAUCGGCCUUGGCAAUGUGUGGCGAUUCCCCUAUUUGUGUCAAAGCCAUGGAGGAGGAGCCUUUUUGAUUCCCUACCUGAUCCUGCUGGUGUUGGAAGGAAUGCCUCUCCUGUUGCUGGAGUUUGCCAUCGGCCAGCGUCUCAGGAAAGGCAGCGUGGGAGUGUGGCGUGCCAUCAGUCCUCAUCUGACCGGUGUGGGUAUAGCCUCCAUGCUGGUGUCUUUUUUAGUUGCUCUGUAUUACAACACUCUGAUAGCCUGGAUCAUGUGGUACCUCUUCAAUUCCUUCCAAAGCCCGCUGCCUUGGACUCAGUGUCCUCUCAAUGAGAAUGCGACGGGGUUUGUAGCUGAGUGUCAAGAGAGCUCCACAGUGGACUAUUUUUUCUACCGUGUGACCCUCAACACUUCAACCUCCAUAUCUGACUCUGGGGGGCUCCACUGGCCCAUAGUGGUGUGCCUUUGUGGUGCGUGGACUGUUGUCUGUAUUUGCUGCAUCAGAGGGAUAGGCACCUCGGGCAAGGCCGUGUACAUCACAGCCAUCUUGCCAUAUAUAGUGCUGUCCAUAUUCUUGGUGCGAGGACUAACCCUGAAAGGUGCCUUGCAUGGGAUUCAGUUCCUCUUCACCCCAAAGGUGGAUGAGUUGAUUAAUCCCUCAACUUGGCUGGAUGCCGGGGCCCAGGUCUUUUAUUCAUUUGGUUUGGCAUGGGGCGGCCUCAUCUCUUUCUCCAGCUACAAUCCUGUUCAUAACAACUGCAUGCAAGAUGCUGUGAUCCUGUCGGUUGUCACCGGCCUGACUUCAGUGUACGCUGCUACAGUUAUGUACUCCAUCAUUGGCUACAGGGCCACUGAGCAAUAUGACAUGUGUUUUAGUGAUAACAUAAUGUCGUUAAUAAACGGAUUCAAUCUUCCUGAGGACAGUGUCACACCAAACACUUUUGACUUGGCCUUAAAACAUUUGAACAGCUCGGAUCCGCAGACUGUUCUCGGAUUGGACUUUAAAACCUGUGACUUGCAAAAAUUGCUCAGUGAGGGAGUGGAGGGAACGGGUUUGGCUUUUAUUGUUUUCACAGAGGCCAUCACGAAGAUGCCUGCUUCUCCAGUCUGGUCUGUUCUCUUCUUCAUCAUGCUUUUCUGCCUGGGCCUCUCCACCCUUUUUGGGAACAUUGAGGGAGUGGUGGUUCCCUUGAGAGACUUGGGGGUUUUCCCCAAAAAAUGGCCCCACGAAGCCCUGACUGUGACAACAUGUCUUGUGGCCUUCGUCAUCACCCUCCUCUUUGCGUUGCAUUCUGGGAUUUAUUGGCUUACACUUUUUGACAAAUUUGCUGGCUCUGUUCCGCUUCUGACUAUCGGAUUCUUCGAAAUGAUUUCUGUUGCUUACAUAUACGGCAUUGACAGGUUCAACGAGGACGUGGAGUUUAUGACUGGAUGCAAACCUUCCAUCUUCUGGCAAGCUACAUGGAGGUUCAUCAGUCCUCUCAUUGUCCUGGUCAUCUUAAUUUUCUACCUGGUAACUCAAGCCCAAGAAAAGCUGACUUAUUUAGUCUGGGAUCCCGCUUCUGAAGUGUUCCCGUCAUUGUCAUCCGAAGCGUAUCCUUCAUGGAUCAAUGCAAUGAUUUUUCUGUUAGCGGGGGUUCCUACUGCGAUUGUGCCUGUUUACGCAUUGUGUAGUUUUAUCAUUGUGUACUGCAGGAAACAAGAAGAUUGAAUAACACAUAGAUAUGUUUUUUUUUUCUGUGUGUCUUCUGGUUCACGCUUAAUUGCCAAUUUACUUGAGGGUUUUGGUCUCAGGGCUAAUUGAAGUUGCAUUAAGUACAAAGACUAGAAACACAAUUUAAUCAAUACAACUACUGAUAUAUAUAUAUUUUUUUAAAUAUCUACUGCUAUUUUGAAACUUACUUUGGCAAUAGACUAUAAUGUGCCCGGAUACUUCUGGGUGGCAGAAAAGCGAUUGUGUUAAAAAAAAAGUUGAGAGUUUUGUUUAAUGGUGGUAGCAUCGGAGAACGCCAAAGCAUUUGUCAGCCAGAUGUAAAUGUGACAUGAUUGUAAAAAGGUCUGUUCUCUACAGCUUACAAUAUUGUUUUCAAUUGUGCCACAAUUUUAGGUCCACCUGCACAAGCCAAUUAGAUCCAAUGCAAGAACUGUAUUAAAAUGUACCUCAACAACAUAAAAUUGUGCAGUUUAUAAUAAGCGGUUUAAUUCUAUUGGAUGAUUAAUAUUGUGGUUGUAGUUUGAAAUGUAGCUUUACACUUCAUUAUAUUGUGAGCUGUUCAUAAUAUUUUGUUUGGUUAAAUAUGAACAACAACCAAAUUAAAAAACAGCUCUUGUACAUUUGUAAACGGUUAUAAUGGUCACGUAAUGAUGCAAAAUACAUAUUUUCACAAAUGAGUGCUUCUCAAACAGUCAAGAUGUGGCAAAAGUAAAGACCUGACGGACAAAUGGCCCAAAUGAUGUUGUACGACAAUUUUGCGACGCGUGUGAGCGUUUUACGAUCUUCGCCUAAAAAAAAAAAUGGGCAUUGACAAGAUGGCUGACUCAAUCAAAAACGUAGAAGCACGACGUAAGUGAACGCCCGUUUGAUUGCCUAACUUUUUAAGAAACAAGUCCUUCUCGUUGAGUACGCGUUAUUUGAAAAGCUGUAUGUUUAUAAUGCUUCGCCAGUCGUUUUGUUAAGUACUCAGUGGUUUACCCAAUGUGCGAAGGCGUACCUAAUUAAGUGUUCGCAAAGUGCACACUGAUGUAGUACAUUACAGGAGCCACCGGGUGGCAGUGUAAGCCUGGGGUCACCAACCUUUUUCAAACUUGAGAGUUACUUCUCGGGUAGCUACUGAUGAACGAAAGUAACUCAUUUCAAAUUAACUUUAAUGAUAUGUUAUUAAUAACUAGCGAUAUUCAUUUAUGUGAAGACACUGAUCCAGUUAAUGAUUUCUCACUAUGCAACACUUUAUUUCUGUAAGUCUUUGAAUGCCAGCGUGUACCAUGCUUUUUUUUAUUUUUUUAUUUUUUUAUGAUGUGCAAACAAAAUAAAAAAGUUACAAAAUAACCUCACGGUAACAACAUUUCUGGAGCAACAUGCAUAAUUGUGAAUUAUGUAACUGCUAUAUUGUUGGCAGCCUAAUCUGCAUUGUGAGUUGUGACCAUUUUCCUGCACCCUGUAAAUUAAAUAAAACAAUAAUACUUUA